UGUACACCAUCAGGUUGCAAAGAUAUAGGAAUUAGACAAUUUGAGAUUGUGUCAAAGACUCAAUUUCUUUGUCUAAAGUUUUAAGCUUCGACUUAAUGUCUUUAAUACUAAAAAAGUUUAAUGUUGUUGUAUAUGAUUUAGUCUGACGAUGAGUACAUCCCGUUUAGACGAAGGGUUAAACCUUUUGUCUGAUUCCCUGGACACUCUAGCAUCAAACAUUCAACAGUUAACUCUUCAGGUUUAUAUUCAAGAAGAAAAGAAGAACAAAGCAGCAUUAGAUAAAUUAACCUGUAUUAGAACUCCAGUUAUAAGACAUAUGACACAAACUAUGGAAAUGGAAAAGAGUCCUUGGAAGGAUGGAAUUCCAAAGUAUAAACGCUCCAUGGUGAAACUACCAUUACUAAGACCUGACAGCAUUAUAGAUAUUGGAUCGGAAGGCGGAUCUGAUGAAAGAAAAAGUAGUAGGUCUUCUAAAGCAUUGUCUACGGAUGGAUUUGGAACAAACAGAAAAACGACAUCAACAUUUGGAAGGAGUAAACAAAAACUUUCAACACUAAAAAAAUUUCAAAUGACAACACUUCAAAAACAAUCAAUUGAAAAGAAAAAGGAUGAUAUUGCAGAAGAUGUAGCACCAGACACUUCUGAAGCAGUAGCAGUUAACACGGAGACUAUUCAUGUUGACACUCUUGAUGAUAUUCUUGAUCAGCUUAAGCUGGAAACUGACAAUGUCCCAGAUAAAUCAACGGAUACUUUCAACGACUAUUUCCCAGAGUUUGAUGAAUCCGAAACUCCAAACCGUGUCAGCCUAUCUGAUAUCACCAAUACAGAAGAAGAAGUUCAGAUCAAACCUAGAAAAGAAAUUAAGAACUCCUCCAGAGUAAUGAGUAUUGUUUUGGAGGAUGAUUUUGACGAGCCCCUCCCGACACCCCCUAAUACACCUAGUGCUAGUGUGAGUGAAGAGUUUAGAAUAAGUUCUCUUCCGACACUUCCAGAGGACGAAUUUAAUAAAUAGGAACAUCCGGGAACCAAAACUUUACGACACACAUGCUAUAAUGUACAGCUAAUUUAACAUUAUAGCACGAUGAUUACUUUCUACAUGGAAGCUGCAAUCCGUAGAACGUUUCUUCUGGAGAGUUUAAAAUUUGUUUGUUUAUUUAUUGAUUUCAUGCUGUUGUACUAUAUAGUGGAUUAUAUAUUUACUGAUGCUUUCGGAUACAAAUAAAGCAAGAUUGAGUA
Molecule: messenger RNA, 1236 nt
Organism: Eurytemora carolleeae
Lineage: Eukaryota; Metazoa; Arthropoda; Copepoda; Calanoida; Temoridae
Exons: 14
Coding region: 149-1012 (287 amino acids)
Source: RefSeq, a predicted model, not a curated record